This is a messenger RNA of Acomys russatus (golden spiny mouse), 1195 nucleotides long. RefSeq names its product short transmembrane mitochondrial protein 1 (gene Stmp1). The coding region runs from base 83 to 226 and encodes 47 amino acids. The transcript has 3 exons. The record is from RefSeq and is a predicted model, not a curated record. NCBI's taxonomy places the organism in Eukaryota, Metazoa, Chordata, Mammalia, Rodentia, Muridae.
GCCCUCGCGCUGGGGAGGAGUCCCGGAGUCUUGCUGGAGUUGAAGCACCUUUCUCACCCUCCUCGCCCUCCCCACCGACAUCAUGCUCCAGUUCCUGCUCGGAUUCACUUUGGGCAACGUGGUUGGAAUGUACCUGGCUCAGAACUAUGACAUGCCAAACCUGGCUAAAAAGCUCGAAGAGAUUAAAAAGGACCUGGAAGCCAAGAAGAAACCCCCCAGUUCCUGAUGUCCGCCUGGCACUGCAUUUGAACCCACCAAUUCCGUCCUGAGGGGCCUGCCUCCUUCCUAGCCACAUCCAAAGCCGUUUUCCUCUUUGGUCUCAGACCCUGCGUGUUGCCUCAGAGCCAGCACAGGCCGGAAGUCGGGGUAGCUCUGUUUCCAGCAGCCUCCCUUCCUCCUGUGUCUUCCGUCCAGCUGCUUCUGAGUCCUAAGGCUGGGACUGUGGUGCUAGGUUAGCAAACCCAACCGUUACUAGCACUCGCUCACCUGUAUUUUGGGAGUUCUACCACCUGUUCUCAGGAGAAAAAUGAAUGGAUUUGGAUAGCUGCUUUUACUGCCUAGCAGUUAUAAUAGGAGCUUGCUAGACAAACUAUAUUUUGUUGUUAAAGUAUUAAAGUCAGAACCUUCAAGCCAGUUUCUGGCGAAUUACCCAUUUAUUUUAUAUUGUCAUCAAGGCGCUCCAUGAUUGAUAAUUCAACCAAUAAAUCAUUUGCUGGCCAUUAACCAAGAAACUAUUUUAUCAACUCUGUAAAAAACUGGGAAAAUUUAAAACAUUCAAAAUAAUGGUUGUUUGAGGAAAGUUCAUUUUGUUUCCUCUGUGUUUUUCCUUAAUGAUAUAGUUGAACUGACUCUGCCAUAAAAAAUUCUAUUUUUCAUGCUUGCACUUGACAUGACAGGUGAAUAAGUGAGAAGCUGUUGAUAAAAGAAUGUCAUUUUUUUAUAUUAAAAUAUGUACUAACUAUAUAACUUUAUAGUGAUUCCCCUCAGAAAUGUGGUCCAAAUGUGUGAUAAAAUGAGUCUCUUGGGGGAACUUCUGCUACUUUCCACAGUUGAAGCCCCCUCCCCAUCAGAAUGGAUCAUCAGUUAUCAUCAUCUCUUUGUUAAAAGAGAGUCUCUCAGUGUUACCCAGGGUGAUAUUGAACUCCUGGGUUCAAGCAAUCCUCCUGCCGUAGCCUCCAGGUGCUGGGACUACAGG